This is a messenger RNA of Clupea harengus (Atlantic herring), 2489 nucleotides long. It is a transcript of the gene pcolce2b, whose product is annotated as procollagen C-endopeptidase enhancer 2b. The record is from RefSeq and is a predicted model, not a curated record. Lineage: Eukaryota; Metazoa; Chordata; Actinopteri; Clupeiformes; Clupeidae. Gene Ontology annotation, molecular function: peptidase activator activity; protein binding; collagen binding.
GCAUCCUUAUCCUAAUCUGACACAUAUACUAUAAUGAAGCAUUGCUUUUCUGCUAGGGUCUUUUCUAUAGGCUAUUCUGCUCUCAUUAUUGUUCAGAUAUCAGGGCGAAAGGCGAGAUAUAAAAAAAGAAUGAAAGAGGGGAAAAAGAAAGGAGAAAUAAAAAAAAAUGGGUGAAGAAAUGAAAUCGCAUUCUUAUUUAAGGUCAGGUGUUCAACGGUGAGGAGCGCAUGAGCGCCUCUCCCCCUCCUUCACUUUUAGUCUAUCAGUCUUUGAUCCCAGGUUUUGGAAAACUGCAGCUGCUGGCUGCUCCCUCCUACCACGCUGAACAAACGCUAUAUUCAUCUGCACUAGUCGUCUGCAGCUUGAACUCCCCCGAAGGAACUUCUGGGUACUUUUUCAUCGCAACGGAACGUGCGUAUUCAAUAUUACUUGUGCCAAUGCAUAACGCAGACAGGCACACUGCCUGGUCCUUUAAGCCAACAAUGUGGAAGAUCUGCAGCGUCUAUUGCGCAUGGGGUCUGCUGCUAUUGACCGGGAUCCGCGCUCAAUCUCAAAGAAGACAGGUUUUUACAUGUGGUGGGAACAUAACGGGAGAGUCCGGUGUUAUCGGUAGCCAGGGGUAUCCGGGAGUGUACCCACCCAAUACAAAAUGUGUCUGGAGAAUUACUGUUCCUGAGGGCAAAGUUGUUGUCUUCUCCUUCCGCUUCAUCGACCUGGAGAAUGACAACCUCUGUCGCUACGACUACGUGGACGUUUACAGCGGGCAUGCUAGUGGACAGCGCCUCGGACGUUUCUGCGGGACUUUCAGACCUGGCGCCCUCGUCUCCACGGGCAACAAGAUGCUCAUCCAGAUGGUAUCUGAUGCAAACACAGCUGGGAGUGGCUUCCUGGCAGUGUACUCCGCCGCACACCCACAUGAACGAGGAGAGCAGUACUGUGGGGGUCGACUGGUGAAACCAUCUGGAAGUUUUAAGACUCCAAACUGGCCAGAAAAAGAUUACCCAGCUGGAGUCACUUGUUCAUGGCACAUCGUGGCACCUAAGAAUCAGAUAAUCGAGUUGAAGUUUGAGAAGUUUGAUUUGGAGAGGGACAACUACUGCCGCUAUGACUAUGUGGCAAUCUUCAACGGCGGAGAGAUCAAUGAUGCGAGAAGGAUCGGUAAAUACUGUGGGGAUAGCCCUCCUGCUCCUGUGUACUCUGAUGGGAACCAGCUGCUCAUUCAGUUCCUUUCAGACCUGAGUUUGACAGCAGAUGGAUUUAUUGGGCACUAUAAGUUCAGGCCCAAGAAGUUCCCCACCACCACGGUGCCACCAACCACCACCACACAACCAGUGACAACAAGACCCAUACCUUUGAAGUACUCCGCAGCGCUCUGUCAGCAGAAAUGCAAGAGGAAGGGAACCCCCGAAAGCCAUUACUGUUCCAGCAACUUCGUUGUCACGGGAACAGUCAUCACUGCGGUAACGCGUGGGGGGAGCAUGUACGCCACCAUCUCCAUCAUCAACGUCUACAAAGAGGGCAACCUGGCCAUUCAGCAGGCCGGCCGGACCAUGAGCACCAAGAUCAUCAUCCUGUGUAAGAAGUGCCCGUUUGUCAAACGAGGCCUGAGCUACAUCUUCAUGGGCGAGGUGGAUGACGACGGCCGCGGCAAGAUCGCCCCACAGCAUUUCGUCAUGGGCUUCAAGGCCAAGAACCAGCGAGCCUUCAACGCGCUGAAGACCAAACGCUGCUGAGGACCGCCAUUUUCCUCUGCCUCUUCCCCCUUUCCGUUCCCAACACUGCCCGCGAGCGCCCUCCCCCACCCCCCUCCCACGCCCGCCGUUGUGCGGUUCAUGCCGACUGGUCAUCAUCCAGCAUGUCAAAGCUCCCAUCCAAUGCUCUUCCUGGGACCCAGAGGACUGUUUCGAAGCCCUCUGAAUGGAAUCAGAGCGUUCAUUUAACUUCUCUUUUGUUGUUUGACUCUGUCCUGCCAUCUCCUGUAAUGAUUGUUGGAGUUUGGAGAACAGCAGGACCAGUGGUUUAAAAUUAGGGUGUAAAAAAGAGGACAAGAGAAAGACUGAUGGGGGAGGAUCUUCCGGGAGAAACGAGUGAGAUGUGGGUAGAGUUUUAUGCUGACACACUGUUUACAAGAUACUCUUGAUUCGUUGAGUUCGGAUGGGGUGCAUCUUAUGUGGUGACACAAGUGCAAUAACUUUGUAGCAUUCUUUUGCAACGAUAUGGCAUCAUAUAAGAAUAAUGCUUGACUCUGUUGUUUGUUGCCCGAGUCUUUUAAGUCUUUCAUCAUGAAUGAAAAAGCACUCUUUUUUGGUUUUGUUUUUUGUUUUUUUGACCAGCUUGUUUUUUUCCCUCCAUCAAAAAUGAAAAUGUUUAUAAUGAUAGGGCCAAUAUAAAAUAAGCAAAAUGAGAUAUUUUCAUAUGAAACAGUUCUUAGUCAUAUGUUAACUUAUAUUUUAUUGUUUUGUGAGAGAAUAAUAAAAGUCAUGAUCGAA